AUGGCGGACGAGGGGCAAGUCUGGCUUAUCACAGGGACAACCUCGGGUUUCGGUCGCCGCCUCGUUGACCAACUCCUCGUGCGGGGCGACCGAGUCAUCGCAACUGCGCGUUCCCUAGACAAACUAAAGGACCUCGAAGCGCGACCCGAAAGCCCCGUGCGGCUACGCUGCCUGCAGCUCGACGUCACGGCCGCCCAGGACGUUAUAAACUGCACUGUACAAGAUGCCAUUAAUGACUGGGGACGCAUCGAUGUGCUGGUGAAUAACGCUGGCUUCGCGAUGCCUGGGCUUCUCGAAGAGGCUGGAGCUGAGGGUGCCAUGCACCAAUUCGACACGAAUUAUUUUGGAGUGGUGAGGGUGACUACAGCCGUCCUUUCUCAUAUGCGGGAACGCUCUUUCGGGACGAUCGUGAUUAUUGGGAGUAGGUCAGCUUGGAAGGCUGAUAUUCCUGGAGUCGGGCAUUAUGCCGCUUCCAAAGCGGCCGUGCACGCAUACGGCGAAACUCUCGCCGCCGAAGUCGCCAGAUUCAACAUCAAAGUCCUGAUCGUCGCGCCGGGGCUCUUCCGCACCGAGGGCAUCCACACCGCACCUCCCUACCCAGGUGCGCACAUCCCCAUGUACGACCCCGUCCGCGAGCGUGUCCUAGCGCGCUUCGCGGACCUGCGCGCGCGGACGCGGGAGGACAUCGGCGACCCCGAGAAGGCGAUGCGGGUGCUCGUAGACGUGGUGAAGGGGCAGGGCAAGGCGGAAGGGAAGAAGUGGCCGCUGUUCCUCGUGAUUGGGGAGGACGCGGAGGAGGAUGUGAGGAAGCAUGGGAGGAGGAUGGAGGGGCUUAUGGAGGAGUGGGGGAGCGUUACGCGGGACACGGGGUGGGAUACGUUGUGA
Messenger RNA from Gloeophyllum trabeum ATCC 11539, 885 nucleotides. Its product is annotated as NAD P-binding protein. The coding region runs from base 1 to 885 and encodes 294 amino acids. The record is from RefSeq and is a predicted model, not a curated record. Lineage: Eukaryota; Fungi; Basidiomycota; Agaricomycetes; Gloeophyllales; Gloeophyllaceae. The transcript has 6 exons.